This is a messenger RNA of Cuculus canorus (common cuckoo), 7969 nucleotides long. It is a transcript of the gene LNPEP, whose product is annotated as leucyl and cystinyl aminopeptidase. Gene Ontology annotation, molecular function: peptide binding; metalloaminopeptidase activity; zinc ion binding. The record is from RefSeq and is a predicted model, not a curated record. The transcript is spliced from 19 exons. Gene Ontology annotation, cellular component: cytoplasm. Gene Ontology annotation, biological process: peptide catabolic process; proteolysis. Lineage: Eukaryota; Metazoa; Chordata; Aves; Cuculiformes; Cuculidae. Bases 356 to 3388 code for a protein of 1010 amino acids.
GCGGCUCCGGAGGGGUGAGAGGGAAGCGGGCUGCGAGGCCCGAGCAGGAGGAAUCGUUCCCUUCGGCCGGCGGAGGGGCCACUCGGAAGCGGAGUGGGUUCGGCGCCGCGGCAGCGCCCGCCGAGAAGCAGCAGGGAGCGGCCGGUCGCUGGUUCGUCUCCUCGCUAGGGCUUCUCCUGCCGGCUGAGGGCGGACUUCGGAGGAAAAUGGAGCCUUUUCCCGGCGUGCCUCCCCUGUCUUCUGCCUCUUUUGCUGGCCAUGCAGCAGCACAUGCCAUGGCUGGGCUUGGAGCUGUGUACUGAUUGGCCGCCAUCUUUUGGAGUGGUUCAGAUAUCAAAUUCAGUUACCCAGGAAUAUGAUUGAAAACAGCAUGUUUGAAGAAGAGCCCGAUGUGGUUGACUUGGCAAAAGAGCCUAGCUUACAUCCCCUGGAGCCUGAUGAAGUAGAAUACGAACCAAGGAGCUCCCGACUCUUGGUGCGUGGCCUUGGAGAGCAUGAGAUGGAUGAUGAUGAAGAGGAUUACGAGUCAUCAGCAAAAUUGCUGGGGAUGUCCUUCAUGAAUAGAAGCUCAGAUCUCCGGAAUAACAUGUCUGUCUAUAGGCAAAAUCCAAGUGGAUCAUGUUUGGUGCCCUCUGUGAGGUCCAUGGCAGUUUGCACAGUUGUUAUUGCAAUUGCAGUUGCACUAAUAAUAACGCUUUAUCUUCUUCCCAAAUGUACCUUUACCAAAGAAGGCUGCCAUAAAAAAAAUCAUACAAUGGAACUAAUAUACCCUUUGGCAACCAAUGGAAAACUAUUUCCAUGGGCAAAAAUUAGACUUCCUGGUGAUGUUGUGCCACUGCAUUAUGAACUUGUCUUGCAGCCAAACCUCACUACUCUGAAAUUUUCAGGCUCUGUGAAGAUCAUGGUUAACGUCGUCCGUGCAACUCAGAAGAUAGUGCUUCACAGUUCAGGACUUAAUAUCACCAAGGCAACCCUUAGUUCAGCAGGAGGGCAUCAAGCAAAGCCAGUUGAACUCUUAGAAUAUCCAUUGCAUGACCAGAUUGCAAUCAUGGCUCCUGAGGCUCUUCUUAUAGGACAGAAUUAUACUGUCAACAUAGAAUAUUCAUCUAAUUUAUCAGAUACCUAUUACGGCUUUUACAAAAUUUCCUACAAGGAUGAGAAUUCUAAGCAAAGGUGGUUUGCAGCAACUCAGUUUGAACCUCUGGCAGCAAGAUCUGCUUUUCCGUGCUUUGAUGAACCAGCAUAUAAAGCUACUUUUUUAAUCAAGGUCAAAAGAGAUGAGAAACUUACCUCUCUGUCAAAUAUGCCAAAGAAAGCCACUACUCCUGUGAUAAGUGGAAUUGUUCAAGAUGAGUUUUUUGUGAGUUUGAAGAUGAGCACCUACCUAGUAGCCUUUGUUGUUGCAGACUUGAAAAAUAUCAGUAGGGAAACUAAUGGAAGUCUGGUAUCAGUCUAUGCUGUACCGCAGCAUUUAAACCAAGUUGGGUAUGCCCUAAACACAGCAGUGAAACUUCUGGAAUUUUAUCAAAAGUAUUUUUUAAUAAACUACCCUCUUGAAAAAUUAGAUCUGGUGGCAAUCCCUGAUUUUCAGUCUGGUGCAAUGGAAAACUGGGGCUUGAUCACCUUCCGAGAAAAAGCCCUGUUGUUUGACAGCAAUACUUCUUCAGCAAGGGAUAAAAAGUUAAUAACUGCAGUGAUAGCACAUGAGCUUGCCCAUCAGUGGUUUGGCAAUCUAGUAACUAUGGAAUGGUGGAACGAUCUCUGGCUGAAUGAGGGAUUUGCCACUUUCAUGGAGUACUUUGCCAUGGAGGAAAUUUUUCCAGAAUUACAUUCAGACGAAGAUUUCCUUAAUUUAAUUUUCAAGGCUAUGAUAAAGGAUUCCUUGAAUUCUUCACAUCCGGUCUCUUCUGCUGUUCAGUCUUCAGAGCAAAUUGAAGAAAUGUUUGAUGCACUUUCUUAUAUCAAGGGGGCUUCACUUCUUAUGAUGCUGAAGCACUAUCUCACUAAGGAUGUUUUCCAAGCUGGUAUUGAGGUGUACUUGCAUAAUCACAAGUAUGGAUCUGCCAACAGUGAUGACUUCUGGGAUAGCAUGAAUGAGAUUACCAAUGGGACACUGGAUGUAAAAAAGUUGAUGAAAACUUGGAUUCUGAAUAAAGGAUUUCCUUUAGUAACUGUUGUCCGAAAGGGAAAGAUUGUUUCUGUACAACAAGAGAAAUUUUUGUAUCGCAUGGAACCAGAAAAUUGGACAUCAGAUGCAAGUAAUGUGUGGGAAAUUCCUCUCACCUACAUAACUAGUAGCUGCAACUUUACCCACUGUAUUAAUGCAUAUUUACUGGACCAAAAGUCAGCUGUCAUUGAACUCGCAGAAGAGGUGGAAUGGAUAAAAUUCAAUGUGGACAUGAAUGGCUAUUAUGUAGUACACUAUGCUGAAGACUGGAAAACACUGAUUGAGCUGUUGAAAAAAAACCACACUCUUUUGAGUUCUAAGGACAGAGCAAAUUUGAUCAACAAUAUCUUCAGCCUUGCAAGCCUAGGAAGAGAGUCUCUGGAAAAGGCCUUUGAGCUGAUUGAUUACCUUAACAAAGAGAGCAGCACUGCACCACUCACUCAAGCUUUGUUUCAGCUGAGUCUUAUAUACAGCCUUCUAGAGAAAAAGGGUGAACAACUGCUGGCAGCAAGAGUCAUGCAUAGAAUAGAGAGCUUGAUUGGAGAUAAAAUUGAUCAACAGACCUGGACAGAUGAUGGGACCCUGUCUGAACGAGAGCUCCGGUCAACACUGCUAACUUUUGCCUGCACCCAUGAUAUAAGAAAUUGUAGAACAACUGCCAUUCAGAAGUUUGAGGAAUGGAUGAUGUCUAAUGGAACAGUGAGUCUGCCUAGUGAUGUUAUGAGAGCCAUAUUUACAGCUGGAGCCAAAACUAGUGAUGGCUGGGAAUUCCUCCUAAUGGCUUACUCCUCUUCAGUUUCUGAAGCAGAGAAAAGCAAAAUGAUUGAAGCCUUGGCCAGCACAGAAGAUGUCAGAAAGCUGAUAUGGUUGAUGCACAACAGCCUUGAAGGAGAAGUCAUCAGGACACAGGAGUUUUCACAUAUCAUAGCAACUGUUAGCCAGAGUUUGCCUGGGCACUUGUUGGCCUGGGACUUUGUCAAAGAGAACUGGGAAAGGCUUAUACGAAAGUUUCACCUAGGCUCAUACACUAUCCAGAAUAUCAUUCGUUGGUCAACUUCUCAGUUUGCAACAAAGGCACAUCUACUUGAGGUGAAGUCAUUUUUUGAAUCAAAAUCAGAGGAGAGUUCUCAACUGCGUUGUGUAAAAGAGGCAAUUGACACAAUUCAGCUCAAUAUCUGGUGGAUGGAGAGGAACUUAGCAAAGCUACAAGAACUGCUGUAGUAAGCAUAAUACUGUGCUGUGUCAGCAUUUAGGAGUUAUAUGGGGAAUUGCUGUGUUUCUAUUGCAAAAGUCAGGGUGAAACCAGGCAUCGUUGCAACAUUGUUUGCACUAUUAAGGAGUCUAGAUAGCUCAGGGCAUGACUUGGAUAAAUUUUUAUUUUCCUUGGAGCAUUUAUGAGCAAGAUAUAUCUAUUUAUUCUGAAACUGUUAUCUGUAGACCAAACAACUGCACAAAUGAUUAAAUGUAAUUUUAUAUUUGAAACAUAUGCCCUUUUAUUUGCAGUUGUGUUGUGUGAUAGUUUCUUGGCAGUGGGUUAAUAUUGACAGUGUCAGAAAGAAAGAAAGAAAGAAAGAGUUACCAUGAACUGUUACUUCUUUGCAGACUGUUCCUUGAGCAGUAGACUUUUUAAUAUAAAACUGUGAGUGGUUUCCAGAUUUGUAGAUACAGAAGCUGCUGUGAGACAAAAUCAUACUUCAGAUACAUAAGUAAUAGUGGAUCUUAAUAAGUGCACCAGUUUGAGGUUAAAUAAAUAAGAUCCCAAUUUUAUUUAAGUUCGGAUUUUUUAUUUUCGGCAGUGUUCUUUAGGAAUUGCACACACAAAAAGUAGGAAUAAUAUCUCAUGCUAAUAAUAUGUACACUUUGAUGUAUUGAGUCGCUAUGUAGCAGUAAUGAAAAGAAAAAUGAGAUAGCAAACCCAGGUAUAUUAGAGAUGGCAUUUCCAGAAACACUGUUGUGACCUUGGAACCUUUAUUCUGAAUAUAUUAGACCUUCUUUUGAGAAUCUCAUUAACCAUUGAACUUUAAUGUAUUUUGCUGUAUUGAUCUCUGAGCAACUACACAAAAUUGCAAACAGGUCCUAAAAACAGUUUGCUUCAUUUUUUUGACUGACUACUGAUUUGUGCCCUUUUGACUACUCAUUUUUAAUUUCACCAACUGUUGCAGAGAGUCUGCAAUUAAUAGAUAUGUCAGCCACUUCAUUCAGGUAAACUGUUUUUUUCUUGCCUGGUAACUCUCAUAUCACAGUAUAAUUUGUGAACAUUGCUCACUCUUUAUAACAUUAGCUGUAGGGAAGCUUCUUAUUUAGAUUUUAAUGUUUUGUUCUUCUACUGUUGUGAAAAACCUUGUGAGACAAGUCUUCAAAGUCUUUUAAAGAAAAGGAUAUAACCCCCUAAUAUGCUACAUUAGGAAGGUGAAAUACCUACUCUUAAUCUGCAUCUCUUCCAACGGCAGUGAAAAAGGCCAUUUUUGAGGUAUACCAUAUAUAUACAACACAUGCAAGAGUAAACAUACCUUUUUACCUGAAGAUCUGUUCUAUGCAUUUCACUGAUGAUGCACUUUGUGUGGAGUCAUUGAAGCAGAUUGAGACCUGUUGUUUCAUCAUCCAAUUAUGUAAUCAGUCAUAAAAUAUGAUGAAAGCACUAACAAUUAAAAGUUGUAAAAUUUUAGUUAAUUCAAUUCCAACUACAAUAAAAUCUGAAAAUGAUAUUAGUUUGAAUUAGUGCUAAAUUAACGGAUUUAAAUUUUGUCACAGGGUAAUUAAAAUUGAAUGCUUUAGUUUAUGAAACUGCAGCACUGACUGCUUAUUUGAUUAGUAAAAAUUGUAAGCUAUGGUUGCUUAAACCGUACCAUACUUUUGCCGUCUUUUCAUCAUAUCUGACAAAACUUCUGGAAAAUAAACUCUUCAUUUUCCAGGUCACAUUAGCAUAGCAGAUGUCAUUUUUAACCCUGAGAUUAUCAGAAUGUUAGACCUUAUGAGUAUGCAAAUAGGCGUUUGACUGAAAGGCCUAGAAUUUUUUUCAUACACUGAAGAACAAGGUAGCAGUAUGAGCAUUGAAAAUAAACAAUGCUUCCUUAUAAGUUAUGGAAUUAAAGUUGUAAUUGAGUAUGUUCUUGGAAUUUUUGUACUGUUGUGUGUUAUGGCUUCAUUUCUUCCUUUAUUUUAAACCUUUGGAAUCUCUACAGAAAUAUUAGUUUCAUCUCUGCAUAUUUGUGUGUGUAUAUAUAAUCAUCUCUCAUAUAUAUCAUCUCUUUUUCUAGCCACUUUUUCAUAUUAAACGAAAAGUCAGUAUUAAACUUUCACUUUUCUAUUCAUUCUAUCCCCUCACACAUUUUUUACCUCAUCACUGACUACAGUAUCGAGGCAUACAAAAUUUAAGAUGGAAGCUUUCAGUUUUGGGCACUUUUUCUUGGGAGCCAUUGCUGGUGAUGUCCCUGUAGGACCUUCAGGUCUAGGGUUAGGGUGUGACACAGAUGCAGGACAAAGAGCAGAGCCUUGUUGUUUGUGGGACUGUGAAAGAGCUGCCAAAGCUUUCUGUCCUUUCCACUUUUUCCUCAGAGCCAUUACUGGCAAGUCUCUGUUUUGGGCUUAGAGUGGGGCUGUGAAGGAACAGACAAGGAAUAGUGAAGGCAAUCAAAAGCUUUCAGUCUAGGACAUUUUUUCAUGGGAGCCAUAGCUGGCAGCUUCCAUCCAGUUUAAUCAGCAAGUGACAACAGCAGACAUGGGAAGUGCUGCAGCGGGGCACUAAAUGCAGGCAGAAAAUGUGCUCUCUGGAGCGAGGGAACCCCCCAGCAGGGAGUGAGCUGCCAGGUGGCUCAGGUAUGUCUAGUCUAUUAGUACAUGGCUCCAUGGUUGGUGUCACCAUAACAACUUGGGGGUUUCACAGUGGGAUGGCCUGCAUGAUGCCAGGUUUACAGGUAUCAGAUGAGAGCCACCUUUCUCAAAGGGACAAGAGGGUCUUUGCUCAGGAGCUUGCAGGGCUCACUGAUGGCUUUAAACUAGAUGUGAAAGGGGAGGGGAAUAAUAUCAGGCUUGCCUAUGACAAGCUGCAGGAGGACACAGUGGUUGGAGGGAUGGCGUGCUGUUAUGGGCCCUCCACCUGCUGUGCUGGGACAUGCUGGGGAUGCUGUGUCACACUUGAAGUUUUGCAGAGAUGAGUGGGAGGCUCCUGAGGUAGGUGCUAGGAAGGAGACUUCCAAAGAACAUCUUAAAGGAAAUAAAGGGCGUUCCACUAAGAAGGUGAUGCAGCCAGCAGCCCAGUUGAAGUUCCACUACACAAACACAUGAAGCUUCGGCAACAAACAGGAGGAGCUGGAAACUACGGUGAUACUAGAAAGCUAUGACCUGGUUGCCAUCGCUGAAACAUGGUGGUAUAAAACCCAUGACUGGAGAGUGGCCAUUGAUGGCUACAGGCUGUUCAGAAGGGACAGACAGGGAGGCAGUCAUGGAGGUUUUGCUCUCUCUAUCAGGAAAUGGAUAAAGUGCGAAGAGCUGUCAUUGAAGAGUAGCCACAAACAGGUUGAAAGAUUGUGGGUCAGAAUUAAAGACUGAGGAAGGAACCUUGUGGUUGGUGUCUACUACAGGCCUCCUUAUUAAGGAGAGCCUACAGCUGAAGCCACCUUGCUCCAGCUACAGCAGCCUUACAGCUUGCAAUCUCUCAUCAUACUGGGGGACUUCAACCACCCUGACAUAUACUGGAAAAGUAGCACAGCAGGCUGUAGGCAAUCCAGGAGAAUCCUAGAGUACAUUGAAGAUCAUUUCUUAACCCAGGUAUUAGACACCCCCACCCAAGGGGAUGCAAUACUGGAUCUGAUGGUCACCCAUACAAGUGAGCUUAUCAGUGAUGUCAAGGUAGUCAGAUCCCUCAAUUUCAGGAAAGCAGACUUCCAGCUCUUCAAGGAGUUAGUCAGUAGGACCUACUGGGAAAUGUUCCUUCGGGACAAAGGAGCAGAACAAAGCUGGCAGAUAUUUAAGGAUGCUUUACGUAGAGUGCAGGAGUGCUCGGUCCCCAGAUGUAGGAAAUCAGGCAGGAAGGCAGCAGACCAGCACAGCUGAGUCAAGAACUGUUGGUCAGACUGAACGGCAAGAGGGAACUGCACAGGCAGUGCAAGCAGGGACAGGAAACCUGGGAAGAGUAUAGGGACGCUGCCUGGUUGGGUAGAGAUGAAGUCAGGAAGGCCAAGGUGCAGCUGGAGCUGAACUUGGCAAGGGAAACAAAGAAUGACAAGAAGACCUUGUUGUGUCAGACACAUUUUGCUUUAGAAAAAAAUAUUAAAAAAUAUUAAAAAAAUCAUGGUACGUGUUUUUCUUCCAAGCUUUCAGACCCUAGGAUAUAGCAUAAUAGAAGUCACGGUAAUAAUUCUGAAAAGAGAAGUUCCAUAAUCUUCAUCACUUAAUAUAGUAGGAAUAAAGGAAUUAAAUUUAUUGGUAAUUGUGCAGACACAAUAAAAAUCUAAGCACUUCUCAGAUCUGUACAACACUGUUAUACUAUGUAACUUUGAGCUAGAUUUAUACCUGAGAUCUUGGAAUGAAGGGAAAAUUGUAAACAAGAAUUGCUGGCUUCAAAGAACACAUAUUCAUUGUAUGCAUUGCUCAUGUUUCUACAAAUACUAAACAAACCUUAAGAGUAGUAACUGCUAUCAGGUGUAUUGUUGUAAUUUUUAAUUAAACCAAACAAACACCUGUUUGUAUCGUGGGUAACAUUUUAAAUUUCAAUUUCAUCUCACUGUAAAAAUUUGUUUUAAAAAAUUUCCCUUCCUUCUCUCUCAAGAGAAAUCUGCAAAACAGAAGGUUCUUACUCUGAAC